AUGUCGCCAGAAGCGUUCUCGGUAUGCUGUUACAUUAUCGGCGCAAUCUCCGUCUUUCUAAAUGGGCUUACUGUAUACCUUAUCAUCAGCCAAAGCACCUCCGACAUUCGGGGCUAUCGCGUUUACCUAUUGAACUUUACAGUAAGUAAUGCAAAGCGUAUAUGCUAUGCAACUAAUUUUCCUUCAGAUCACCGACCUAAUCUUCAGUAUUCUACUGUCGUUUUUACUGCAGCCAAUCCCCGUGAUACCCGGUGGAGGAGCACUUAUUGCAGGGCUCACAAAGUACACCGGCAAUGGAUAUGCGGGACAUUGUGUGGUAAAGGAGAGAAUAUUAAUAUUAUACAGUGGCGGGCCUGAUCCAAUGGCAAAAAAGAUUUCAUUUUGCAUCCGUAAAGUACCAAAAAAUGUACCAAAUUGCCUCCCUUUCCAAGUAAAAAAAACUCCGAUGCCCUUUAAAACAGAGUUUUCCAAUUGGAGAGGGAGGCAUUUUGCUACAUUUUUUGAUACUUCCCUUAUGCAAUAUGGAACGUUUUAUGCCACUAGAACAUGCCCGUCACUGUAUAUAUCAGUCUGUUGGGAGAAUAGUGGCGGGUCGUCGCAGAAAACUUUUUUGCAUCGCUAAUCAGCGACUUCCCGACGCGACGAUUCCACAUUAUUUUUGCCGCGAGAUUGAUAUUGCGUCUAGACAGCAAUUGGAUGCGUUUUUCCCCUUUCCGGCCUGCAAAAAUCCCCGUAAUCCAUGAUUUUUUUCAGUUCUCUCUGAUCGCCUUGGUAUUCGCGCACUCAAUUGUCAGCCUCAACUACUGUUUCAUCUACCGCUUCGCCAGUUUGAUGGACGUGCGAGCCAAGCAGAUGCUGGAAAAGCGCUGGUACAAAAGCCUGCUGAUUGGGUCGGGCGAAAUGAUUUGUUUCGGGAUUGCGAUGCUCAUCUAUGACAUGCGAGUGGAGGACGAGGUGAGAAAAAGAACAGGCUUGAAAGUUCCUUUUAUAGACCACAAGAACUAUCAGUUUGUCGGGGAAAUAAUGAGCAUUCUGUCGCAUCGAAAAUCGAAUCGCUGAUGAGAAAAGGAAUUGUGUCGCGGUAAAAUCAAAUUGCUUUUCACUUCGGCGACGCGAUCGGCAGAGCGACAUUGUGAAAUUAUGCAUAUUAUUUUCCCGACAGACUGAUAAAAAAGCUUCAAAAUAAUAUUGGCACGUGAGAAACAAGAUUUUGAGAAACUAGAACGACAAAAUAUGGAAUUACAGAUUCCGAAUUUAAUUUUAGAAUAAAAGAUUAAAUUAUAAAAAAUAAUAAAAUUUUCAGGUGUUCCGAAACAACACCAUCGUCCGCUUCCCAUACCAAGAACACUUGUUCGAUGGAGCGGUAAGUGGAUUACUGUAGUUUGAGCAGUCAAAACAUAUCAAUUCCAGAAAUUCUCAGCUCGUGCUUUGCAAGCUAGCGGAGAUAUUGAACCAUCUUUGCGGCCGAGAGAGCACGCGAAAUAAGGAGAGCGGACAGCGAGAAAAACACGUUUUUACCUAUCUUUGCGAUUCCACAAAAAAUCAAGUUUCUCCGCACGAAACUGGCAAAGAUAUGGCCAAAUCGUGUUUUCUCACUGGCCGCUCUCUGCAUUUCACAAACUUUCUCGUCAAAGAUAGUUGAAUAUCUCGGCUCACCCUUCAAAGUGCGGGCUAAAACUUUCAGGAAUGAGAAUGUGGCCUAUGUCCAAUAAUUGAUAUAUAAUUAAUUUAAAUUUAAAGCGAAUCUGAAGGUCGCACUUGGAACACUUGCCUUGUAAACAAACCUCAACUUUCAGGUCUGGUACGGCUACGACUACAAGGAGAGUCCUCACGCCAACAUCUUCCUCGUCACCGCCUUAACGCUGGCCCCACUCUCGUGCGGCUACAACUUUCUGUGCGCUUUUAUCAUCGUCGCCAAACUGCAUUACCAUCGCCGCCGGCUGACGCAACGCACCUACAACCUGCACUUGAAGUUGAUGCUGGCGCUGCUGAUUCAGACCACAGCGCCGUUGGUUUUGUUUAUCACGCCGAUCAGUUAUGUUUUUGCGUCCGCAUUUUUUCUGGUCAAGGGAGCGUUGACGGUAAUUUUUUUAUUAUUUUUUAUAGAACAAAAAAGUUUUUUCCUCUUCAAAAACGCAAAAUUUUUGGCAAUUUUAAAUCUAAAAUUUCUUUGUCCUGUUAAUAAAACCUUGGCAAAAAUUUAUCCAAUUUUUUUCCAACACAUAUGCAACACUCCUACUUCGCAAUUUUGCUGAAACGACCGAGAUUUUUAGACCAAAAGUCGGAAAAAUGCGAAAUUUUUUUGCAAAUUUUGGCACGAAAAGUUUCAUCCCUAUUUCUGCCACAGAAGGUAAUGUUUCAACAAAAAAUCAAUUUUUUCCAUGCGAAACUACCAAAGGCUGAGGCCAAAAAGCGCUUUUCUCUGACCGCACUCCGCAUUUCGCGUGCUCUCUCGGCGGCAAAGACCGUCAAAUAUCUCGGCUCUCUCUUCAAAAGCGAUGAGAUCAGUUUCCCCGGAGCCUUCAGCAUGUUCCGUUGUGGUCUAGUGGUUAGGAUUUGCGGCUCUCACCCGCAAGGCCCGGGUUCGAUUCCCGGCAACGGAAGGAGAUGUUUUUGGCGAUUCAACAGUAAAAUAGUCGAAUUCCUGAUAAGCUUUUGAUCUCAUGUUACGUGAAAAGGACGUGGCUCGCUAUUUUACGAAAUUUUUGGCUAUCAAACGUACCGUGACGGACCUGAUCCAGUGGCAAAAACGUAUCAUUUUGCGUUCGAAAAGUAUCAAAACAGGGAGCCCUCCAAAACGGAGGUAUUUUCCUACACUUUUUGAUACUUCCCGAAUGCAAAAUGGUACGUUUAUGCCACUGGAUCAUAACUUUCCCUUCCAUCUAUCGCACAGCGCAGUCCAAAAAAAGAACAAAAAAAUAAAAAAUGUCGAAUUUCAACUCAAAUUUACUUCGAUUUCACCACAAUCCUCCAUUUUUCAGAACGAAACCAUCCGUUAUUUACCGGUUCUCGCCCUGGCCCUGCAUCCAAUCAUCAACCCGUUGGUCACAAUUUUCUUUAUCGCGCCUUAUCGCAACGCCAUCCUGGGACGAAUUCCCAGCAAACGAAGGGCACCAGUCCCACGGUCACUGUCACAGUCUCACAGUACGUGUAACUUAUAUUACAAUCCUUGA
Bursaphelenchus xylophilus (pine wood nematode) is the source of this 3173-nucleotide messenger RNA. The record is from the annotation of a GenBank genome assembly. Lineage: Eukaryota; Metazoa; Nematoda; Chromadorea; Rhabditida; Aphelenchoididae.